Cyphellophora europaea CBS 101466 is the source of this 1728-nucleotide messenger RNA. RefSeq lists its product as uncharacterized. Lineage: Eukaryota; Fungi; Ascomycota; Eurotiomycetes; Chaetothyriales; Cyphellophoraceae. The coding region runs from base 1 to 1728 and encodes 575 amino acids. The record is from RefSeq and is a predicted model, not a curated record. Gene Ontology annotation, biological process: regulation of DNA-templated transcription. Gene Ontology annotation, molecular function: DNA-binding transcription factor activity, RNA polymerase II-specific; zinc ion binding; transcription cis-regulatory region binding. The transcript has a single exon. Gene Ontology annotation, cellular component: nucleus.
AUGCCGUCCUUAGUCGGCCUCAGUGCAUCUUCCGAUACAGAUACACCCGGCCUACGUGAAGGACGUGCUUGCCGUAACUGUGCACAAGUGAAGGAGAGAUGUCUUCCGUUCACUGGCGAUACUGAUAGCGCAGCGACUGCAACCAUUUGCCAGCGAUGCCAUCGCCUCAAGAAAACAUGCAGCACUCCGGCCCCAGUAGCCCGUAAAAGGCCUCGUACAUGUACAGCAGUACACGGUGGCCGUCAACCGCCUACUCCGGCCGCGACCCCGAACUCCAGCAAUCGCCACACGGCCAUAGCAGCCGUUCAGGCUUCAAGCGCUCAGGAGGGAGCCCUGCUUGCAAGCGCGACCCUCGAUGACCUCGACGUCGAAUUCAAGCAAACUCUCCUGGACGACUUCCGGAGAGACAUGGCUGACCAAUUCCCCUUCUUGACCUCCCAAUUCGAGCUCUCAGAUGCAGCCAGCUACAGCAAAUCAGCUGACUACGCCACCUGCGCCGAGAAAGCUCCCUUCAGCGUCGCCGUUGCAAUCAUGGCUGCGCUUCAUCGUCACUGCGUUCUUCAAAAGCACGUCGCACGUGAAGUACUAGCUUCACUGGUCAAUGCAAUGCUGAUUCAUGGUCGCAAGUCGAUGGACAUGUUGUUCGCCAUUAACAUACUGGAAGCCUGGUAUCCUUUUCACUUGAUUGCGAAUCCACAGAUGAUGAAUCUUCUACAUCUCGGCCGAGCUCUCAUAGUAGAUCUUGGCCUGGCACAGCCACCACAUCCAAACGGAGUUCCUCCACGUCUCUGGGCCGAUAUCAACCACCUGAUCUUCGGGAGGAACUCCGGGCCACACGAUCUCGGUGCAGGUUAUCGCGCAAUGAUGGGGCUUUACUACAUUGGAAGCUACUACGCCAUUACCCUGCGUAGAUCAGAGUUUCCGCACUGGAGCGAGAUCAUGGAAACAAGCUGUCAAUACGUUGAGGAGCACGCCAACGGCCCCUUGGAUGUGCAAGCAGUACAUUCUAUACGCCUGCUACAGCUAGCAGAGCGUUACCUGAACCCCAAAGGCGUGCAACCAUCUCAGACCAUGACCGUCAGAGCUUAUGUGGCCUGCUUCCGAGCCGAUAUCCAGAAGUUUCGCAGCGCGCUCCCACCACAGCUUGUCACCCACCACCAAUUCCAGCUGGACAUUCAGUCCCUCGAAAUAGCUUUGUACGACCGCAUAUUCACCAGCGACUGCCCCCACCAUGCCGAGAAGAUUGAGGCACUUCAUGCUUUACUGGCACUGGUAAGCAACUACAUUGACGCCUAUCUAGCCAUCGCCCUGGAAAGCUUUCCCCUAAUGACCUCGACAUGCAAAGGGCAAAUCUCUCAAGUUCUGGAAGUGCUGUCCAAGUUGUCAGCACUCACUGGUCUAGAUGGCUGGGAUGUCAACUACGUCCGCACCCAUCUGAACUUCGGUCAUGUGUGCGACCGACUGAUAGAUAAGUUUGAAGAGGUCUUCCUAAACGAAAGAGCGCGCUUCCCAGACAUGGAGGCAUCGCAGUUUGCCAUAUAUCCUAUCAAGGUGAGGCAGCGAAAGAAGUUCUUCGAAGAGAUGAUGGCGAAGGAGGUGCAACAAGCGUUGAAUCAAACAGCAUAUCCCACCGCGCAACAGAUGGACCCGCUUGGCAUGACUCUGCCGGAAGGGUUUGACGAGUACCUGCAGUGGUCGUUCCCGACCGAGGCCUUCUCUUGGCCUUGA